AUCAACAGCUGCUCAGGCAAUCCGGCUCUCUCCUCUGAAGCACAAUGCUGCUGUCAAAGCUCAGUCUGGUGGCCUUGUUAAUGACUGCAUGUUCUGUGCACACUGAUGCAAAGAACGGCAUUGCCUGCGAGCACAGUCCAGUCAGCCUGACCUGCGAAACUGGACAGAUCAUGGUUCACGCUGCUAACUACGGCCGUACAGACGGAACAACUUGCCCAGGACCUAUUCAGACCACCAACUGUGCUGCCUCCAACAGCCUCUCCAUCAUGGAGAACAGGUGUGAUGGAAAGACCAACUGUUCGGUGCGGGCCUCCAACAGUAUCUUCACUGACCCAUGCAUCGGCACCUUCAAGUACUUGAACGUCUCCUACAGCUGCGUCAAUGCCAUCGACUCUCACGUGACCUGCAUGGAGAGCACCAUGUCCAUCGUGAUCGAGCGCUCUGCCGCCAUCGGGCUCCACGAGGACCACCUGCGCCUCAACGACCCGCUCUGCACUCUCUACUCCAACGGCACACACGUGCUCGCCAACACGUCCCUCAGCACCUGCGGCACACAGAUGACGGAUGACGGUGAGAACCUGGUCUUCAGUAACGAGGUGGUGUCCUUUGACGACGUGACGGACGUGAUCACCAGAAGACACGACGUGGAGAUCCAGUUCUCCUGUAAGUACCCGAAGCGCAGCAACGUGACGGCCCAGUUCGACGCCCACCGGCCGCCCCUCACCUUCGUGCAGCGCGGCUUCGGAACGUUCACCUACCACUUCGAGUUCUUCCGCUCCGGCGCCUUCGGCCAGAUGCACGACCCCGACUCCUACCCGCUGGAGUUCGACCUGGGAGACAUGAUGUUCAUGCAGAUCGAGUCCAUCUCCUCCAUCCCCAACACCGAGCUGUUCGCAGAGUCCUGCACCGCCGCUCCCAGUGACAACCCCCAGGAGGCGCUGUCCUACCCCAUCAUCCAGAAUGGGUGUGAGGUGGACGACACGGUGCAGUUCUACUCGGGUCACCAGUCAAAGGUCCAGUUUGGGAUGAAGGCUUUUAAGUUCAUUGGACUAUAUGACCAUGUGUUUAUCACCUGCUCAGUGAUCCUCUGUGCGGCGGGCGUACCUGGCAGCAGGUGUUCCCAGGGCUGCACUAACGGCUCGGCCUCAGGCCACCAGAUCAGCAAGAGGGACGUCUCCGUCCAGACCGCCAGCCACUUCAUCUCCCAGGGUCCCCUGCGCCUCAAACGGGCCCUCGGCAACACGGACAGCAGAGCCAACACAGGAGUGGCCAACAACAGCCUGAGUCUGAACCUUGUGUUUGUUAUUGGUGGUCUCCUGGCAGCCGUCGCCAUGGUGUGUGGAGUCCUGAUCUACAGGACCAAGAGCCCCAACAUCAGAUACGAGAAACUGCCCUCCACGGACAUCUGACAUCUCUCUCUGCUGAGAGCUGAAUAGUCAAUGGGUGAUUUCCUCUCUUUCUGCUGAGUUGAAUAAUCAAUGGGUGAUUUCCCCGCUUUCUGCUGUGUGCCUUGAACCUUCCUCUAUGAAGUGAUUGUAUGAUCAUUGUGACAGUAUAUAAUUAAGUGAGGUGUAUAAUAAUAAUAAUGAUAAUAAUAAUAAUGGAUUUUAUUUGAAAGCGCCUUUCUUGACACUCAAGGACUCCGUACAGACAUACACAUACACAUUCAAAAGAAAUAAUGAAAAUAAAAACAAUGAAAUUGACAAGAUGGCCAAUAAAACAAUAAAGAUGACAGAGCGAUUUAUUUGGCGUCAGAUGGAAUGAGCCGUUUUAAUAAACGGGUGUGUUUUGAGUUGUGAUUUGAGGUGCGGGGAGGAGUCAGCGUUUCAGAUUGAUUUGCUGUUGAUUGUAGCUGGAACUGAAGCACUGCUAUGAAAAUGUGUGUGUGUGUGUGUGUGUGUGUGUGUGUAAGAACUCUGCUUUGUUUUGAUGAUUGCGUUAUGGGUUUUCUCUGAGUCGUGAGAGCUGGAUCAGUGUUCUAUAUGAGAUCUAUAUGAGCUGAUGUACAUGAGUCCCAGAGCUACUGUACUACACACACACA
Molecule: messenger RNA, 2041 nt
Organism: Sardina pilchardus (European sardine)
Lineage: Eukaryota; Metazoa; Chordata; Actinopteri; Clupeiformes; Clupeidae
Product: ZP domain-containing protein-like
Exons: 10
Coding region: 45-1409 (454 amino acids)
Cellular component (GO): cell surface
Molecular function (GO): carbohydrate binding
Source: RefSeq, a predicted model, not a curated record